GAGGUAUUUUUGUCCAAAUAUUUGUGUUAAAGUUUAGUGACACUAAAAUCACUAUUCACCUUUUUCAUUGGCUUUAUAUAUAGAUAACAUCUUCAUCUGCAUGAAACAACUAGCUGUUUGCUGCAGAGAAUGCUACCAAACUUCGGUUUCUGCCACUCGAAUCUGCUCUCUCUCUACUUGAUCCACAUUGUAAACUGAAAGCCUCCCAAACUUAGCCAUUCAGGCAUCGUUGCUGUAAGCUUCCAUGUAGCUAAACUCUCUCUCUCUCUCUCUCUCUCUCUCUCUCUCUCUCUUUCACACACACACACACACGCACAAUUUCUUUUUAUUGUCAAGCUAGCAGGGAAUACUGAAUUACUGAUCAUCACGGUGUAUCAUAAACUCGAUUCAGUAGUUAUGGCUAGAAGAGAAGCUUUAGAUGUGGAGAACCAGGAAAGAUCUGUUAUAGGACAGUGCAUCAACGAUUACAAUGGCAUUAGAUGCCCUAAUAAAGGGGAUGCAGGAUGGACAGUGGAAAUUACAUCCCAAGCGGAGUAUGAUAUUUGUUAUGCUAUGUGUGUUUGCCAUCUCAAUAGAUCCUUUGUUCUUUUACAUUUUAAUCAUUGAUCAAGAUUACAAGUGCCUUCAAAUGGACAAAAAGCUGAGAACUACUGUUCUUGUGUUGCGAUCACUCACGGAUAUCAUUUUCGCCGUGCCUUUUAUAUAUAAAAUUUACGUUGGUGUUCAAGCUCAAAUGCACAAAAAUUCGGGGACUAAUGAGGCUGCAAAUACCAUGACAAAUUUGUAUCGGGAAUCAAAAAGGGAAGAGUUGAUUGAAGUUGGCAAGAAAAUUGAUCAGAAGAUGUCGUGGUUAUAUUUCUCCAUCAUAAAUGAUUUUCUCGCUCUUCUUCCUGUCCCACAACUGCUAAUAGUAGUUACUUUUUACCAUAUGAGAGGCGCUGAAUAUGUGGAGCAUAGAACGAUCAUGAAUGUCUUCAUUGUUGGUCAAUAUCUACCAAGGAUAUAUCGAAUUCACCGGUCCUCUGAGGAACUUCGAAAGAAUGCUGGAAUUUGGGUUAAAGGUCUAUUAUAUUUUUUUCUCUACAUGGUUGCCAGUCACAUACUUGGAGCUUUAUGGUAUUUCUUUUCUAUUCAACAAGAGACAUUAUGCUGGCACAAUGCCUGUGCAAAACAUAGUCCAGAUCCUAUUGGAUGUAUGAAUACUUUCUACUGUGGACGUCGAACUACUACUUCGAGAAAUAUAACGCUUCUUAAUGAGUAUUGCCCGUUAGAUACUCCAGAUGGUGCCUUACCACCAUUUAAUUUCGGAAUAUUUCUCGAUUCCCUUAAGAACCAUAACUUAGAGAAUAUAAAGUUCGAAAAGAAGUUCUUUUACUCUUUCUGGUGGGGCUUGCGAAAUCUAAGUAAUUUUGGGACGAAUCUGACAACAAGUACAUAUGUGAUGGAAAACUUGUUUGCGAUUCUCAUUUCUGCCUUGGGCUUGCUACUAUUUCUAUAUCUCAUUGGAAACGUGCAGACUUUUAUACAGAUGGAAGCUACAAAAAAAGAGGAGAUGAGAGGCGGAAAGAUAUAUGAGAAGAGGCAAUGGGUACGCAUCCAGGUAGACAUCUGGAUGCAGGAACAUAAAUUCCCUGAUGAUAUCAAGAACGAAAUCAGGAAUAGCAUAGAGCAAGCAUUGAAAAGUAACAAAGAUGUUGAUGUCAACAACCCAUUCCUUAUUCUUUAUCCGAAAACCAAAAUAUCUAUAAAACGCUUUCUUUUCAUGGAUACACUUAGAACAGUAAAUAUACUUAAAGACACAAAUCAAAGAGUGUUGGAGUUGAUGUGCGACUAUCUGAAGCCAGUGACAUACAGUUUUAACAGUUUCGUUUUUCGAAUUGGAGAUCCACUCGACUGCAUGCUGUUCAUUAUCGAAGGGACAAUGUGGACCUACACGUCGAGUGAUAGUCAUGCUGGGCAAGGAAUCUCAUCAAUGGCCAUCAAGCCCCUCAGGAAAGGUGACUUUUACGGGGAAGAGCUUCUCGAUUGGGCAUCAGACAGUUUCACCGAACUUCCAGUCUCCAGCAAAUAUGUCAAAAGUCAGACAAAAGUAGAAGCAUUUGUACUCAUGGCCAAGGACUUGGAAACCGUAGUCUCCAGAUGCAAAAACUAUUGGGGCUUGUACAAUCCCGAAGAGGUGGCACUUUCAACUGUUCGUCGUAUCCGUAGAAGGGCAACAACGUCCGCGCCCGUCCCCGGCUGAAAUAUGGAAUGACAUUGGUGAGAUCUUGCCAUCCACAGCAAGCAAUUAGUAUCUUCAUAAACGUCGUAGUCGAGAUGCUCUAUUUAUGCCCAAGAGUUCUAUACACAACCCUAGCUGAGUACAUUCUGUAUAAGCUCUGGCCUUAAAACAAUACUAUUAUUGGUUGAUAAUUAGCCCGUACGUUUCAAUAAUUCAGCAGUGGUAGCCACAAUCUCAUUUCUCUUAGGGAUAUGUUUAUGUUGGUCAUGUUCUGAAACAUUUGCAGUUAUGAGGUUUAAGUUAUUAGGCAUAGAAAGCUCUAAACCUUAUAUAUCGUGCUGCUUUAUGUUAUAUAUGGUAAUUCACUAUUUCGAUGCCGAUACGGUAGUUCACUGUUCAAGGCAGUUUUUGAGUUUUUAAUGGCCUAGGGCGAUAAACAAAUGGGGCUAUUUUCUACACU
Malus domestica (apple) is the source of this 2681-nucleotide messenger RNA. RefSeq names its product cyclic nucleotide-gated ion channel 1-like. Gene Ontology annotation, biological process: monoatomic ion transport; transmembrane transport. Gene Ontology annotation, cellular component: membrane. Gene Ontology annotation, molecular function: monoatomic ion channel activity. The record is from RefSeq and is a predicted model, not a curated record. NCBI's taxonomy places the organism in Eukaryota, Viridiplantae, Streptophyta, Magnoliopsida, Rosales, Rosaceae.